AUGAUGCCUCGUCCAUGGUAUCAACCAGGCUGGCGACUGCGUCUACCCUUCAGAGGAGGCAGCUGUCACUGUGAUACCUCCAAAUGUAACUGUUGUUCCGGUAUGCGCGUUCCUAAGUUCGGCUUCAAUAAAGAAACGGCCAAUCCCCCACCAGUUUGCAUACCUAUUCCGAUACCAUCAGUGCCUAUCCCUCUUCUCGACAUGUGUAUCCGAUUGUUUGACGUUACUCUUAAUUGGAACAAGAUGCAUGUCUGCAUGGACUGGGAUACAAGAAUUGAUAAAGCGCCAGUGGUGAUCUUACAUUUCGACUGCAUGGAUUUGGGAACUGGUGGAAUAAGCUUCUCAAAGCCUGGUAGUUCUGGUCAAUCUCCUUCUGUAGUCGACAACCAAUCAGAACCGCCUCAAAUUAAUGCUGACGUUUAUGAUCCAGUUACAGAAGUUGAAGUGACAUCCACAAAGUCUCCAAUAUUUAACAAUAUCUACCCUCAAAAUCAAUGGACAAUGGAUUCUUCGGGGGCCACUACAGAAGUUAUCUAUAACUGGGUUGAUAUAACUCAAGACUUUUUUAAACACAUUCAAGACCUUAAAAUAGGAGAGUUGUUACAUGAUGGUCAUCUGUUUGGUCUGUUUGAGGCCAUGUCAGCUAUUGAGAUGAUGGAUCCAAAAAUGGAUGCUGGGAUGCUCUGCAACCGUGGAAACCCUAAGCCUUUGAAUUUUCAACAAGCAGUUGACGCUGGAAAAUUAAAAAUAGAUGAUUUGGAACCUGCAGAGUUGAUAGGUAUCAUAGAUGCCACAAUGGCUUGUAUAGUAUCCUGGCUCGAGGGGCAUUCACUUGCCCAGACAGUAUUCACAAACUUAUAUCUCCAUCAACCACACUCCAUCAUUAAUAAAACAUUGAAAGCAUAUUGUAUUGCUGUAUAUAAACUUUUGGAUUGUAUCAGGGAUUGUGUUAACAAGGCCCAAGUGUUUGAAGAAGAAGAUUUCCAACCUAUGGGCUAUGGGUAUCGUCUUGGUUCAAACCCACAGGGAGGUGAGACUUAUGAUGCAAGCCAUAAAGUCAGUGAACAAAAGUGUAUUGCAAUGCUCCGAGAACAAGGAGAGGAACUUAUUAAGAAGGCUAGAAGUACAGAGGAAGAGGAUAAAGACAAUUUGUGGAUUGCACUUGCAGCGCGUAUACGUUUCACUAGAAUGUACUAUCAAGCAAUUCUAUUGAUUACAAAAAAAGACUCGCAGUCGGGAGCCGAUUGCGUCGCUUUACUGAAUGGCUGCUCUGACAUGAUGAAGGUUAUUAUAAGAACUUCGGGGAAAGGAACACAACCAGUAGAAAACUCUGACUCCCCGAAUCCAAUGGGGUUUGAACCGAUGAUAAACCAACGGUUACUCCCGCCAACCUUUCCGCGGUACACUCGCAUCAAGCCCCGGCCCGAGGCGCUGCAGUACUUCGACGAGCAAGUUGCCAGGCUAAGACACGCCUGGAAGAUCACAUCCUGCGCCAGUUUUCAUACCGCUCUGGAUUUCUUUAUGGAGUUCAGUCGUCAGCGUGCAUGUAUACUGUCGAGAUCUGCUCUCCAAUUGCUGUACCUCAGUCCGUCGCCAGCGACGACCGCGUCGAUGGCGCAGAGUGCGAUGAACACCCCUCCCGGGCAGCCGCGACCGCAGCACGCCUUCGUUGAAAUACUCCGGGAGUCGGUCAAAAAUUUUGUCAAUCCACCCGCCUUGACCCCUAAGUCACCUAUGAUCUCUACACCGCAAGCGCGUGAGUUCGUUGAGAACUUCCUAGCACGUUGCGUGCGUCCCUUUGCAGUACUGCUGCAGGUGUGCGGACACAACCGCGCCCGGCAACGAGACAAGCUCGCACUGUUGUUGGAUGAAUUUGCUGCUCUCCAGGAAGAGGCGGAGAGUGUGGACGCGGUAGUGAGUGGCGCGGCGGGAACUGGUCCAAGGGCUUGCUUCGGCACUUGGGUGUUAUACCACGUGCUGAGGAUCAUGAUCGCGUACCUACUGUCGGGGCUAGAACUGGAACUCUACAGUGUCCACGAGUAUCAUUAUAUAUUUUGGUAUUUAUACGAAUUCUUGUACGGCUGGUUAGUAUCAGCACUGGGUAGAGCCGAGAGCUUAGCGAAUGACGCGACACGACGAGACAGUCGCGACUCUCGGAAACGCAAGCCCAAGAAGCGAGUGCGACCCUACGCUAGAGAAGGGCUGCUGUGUCAGGUUAUGCAGAACCUGUGCGGGGGAUACUAUAAGGCGCUGGUGGCGUUCAAGCUGCAGGGCAAGAUCCGUCAGCCGGGCGCGGAGUUCGACAGCGAGGCGGUGCGCUACAAGCACCGCUUCGCGCCGCUCGCCGUGCUGACGCCGCCGCAGGUGCACUACCACGAGUUCUGCGAGAUGACUCAGCCUCUACAAUAUGAAAAUCCCGUUAUACUGUACCUCGGUGGAUGUAAACACUUCCAACAGGCUCGGUCUCUACUCGAAACAGUAACCACACCCGAUCAGGAAAUACAAGAUCUUCUGAAGGUAGCCAAAACGAAUUUCAUAGUAUUAAAGUUAUUAGCCGGAGGACACAAACGAGACUCGACGACGCCCCCAGAAUUUGACUUUUCAGUACAUAGACAUUUUCCUAUUAUUAAAUUAGUUUAG
Arctia plantaginis is the source of this 2640-nucleotide messenger RNA. Lineage: Eukaryota; Metazoa; Arthropoda; Insecta; Lepidoptera; Erebidae. The record is from the annotation of a GenBank genome assembly.